ACGAGUCCACUGCCUAAUUCACCAGCAAGCACUGUGCUGCAAAGUGUUGAAGUGGGAUUCUGUAAUGAAGGUUGUGGUGUCGUGCAUAAACUUCAUCAGAGCAAAGGGACUUAAACACAGGCAGUUCCAAGAAUUCCUGUCUGAACUGGAGUCUACGCACGGAGAUGUGCUGUACUACACAGAGGUCCGAUGGCUGAGCCGGGGCAGAGUUUUGAGGCGUUUUUUCGAGCUGCUACCCGAAAUUAACGCAUUUCUUCAUUUAAAAGACAAAACGGUCCCAGAGCUGAUCGACCCAGAAUGGAAAUGGCACCUCGCAUUUUUAACAGACGUGACAGAAAUACUUAACAGCCUUAACUUGCAGCUACAAGGCGAGGGGAAACUCAUUUGCGACAUGUAUUCACACAUAAAAGCAUUUGAGGUGAAAUUAGCGCUGCUUUUGGAACAAGUGAAAAAGCGCAACUUCGUCCAUCUUCCUGCUACCCAAAACCUGUCGACAGAGAACCCAGCGGUCCCGUUCCCAGCUGAAAAGUGCGUGGAAGCACUGGAAAUGCUGAAGGCGGAGUUCGGUGUGCGAUUCAGUGAACUACAUGUUCAUGCAAAAGAAAUCCGUCUUUUUCAGAACCCCUUUGUUGCCGACAUUGAUGAAGCCCAGCCUUCAUAUCAGUUUGAGUUGGCUGAGUUACAGAACUGUGAUGUUCUGAAAGACGCAUUCAAGCCCAACAGUCUCAUUGACUUCUAUGCCGCCCUCCCAAACGACACAUAUCCAAACAUCAAAAAACACGCAAUGAAAAUGUCCACAGUUUUUGGCAGCACGUAUAUCUGCGACAAAACCUUUUCUCGCAUGAAACUGCUGAAAACCCCGAUGAGAUCAAGAUUGACAGAUGAACAUUUGCAUCAGUGCUUGAGACUGGCUGUAACUAGAAUGGAACCUGAUAUUCAACUUCUCACCAGCCAGAUGCAGGCCCACAGUUCACACUGAUGAACAUACAUAGGGAAGUUGAUGAGAGAGAGCUGCAAACAGCGGUGUCUACAAGCCUACUGGAACCUACAAAAGGAUUAUAAGGAAGGAACACAAUAACUUUAAGAGACUGCUCAUAUGUGUCAGAGAGAUUCUGCUCUGACAACUGAGCUGAACUUUUAUCUGUUAAGAUUGUGCAUGGCACGACAGAAAGUUAAUGUUCCAUGGCUUUUUUUUCUAUGAAGAACCCAGAGAGAGUUAUUUAGUUAUUAUUUAUUUCCUGUUUUUUCUGUGAAGAACUCAGAGAGGGUUAUUUAGUUAUUAUUUAUUUCAUUAAUAGUGUUAUUAUUUGUUUCCUGACUUUUUUUCUGUAAAGAACCUGGAAAGGGUUAUUUGGUUAUGUGUGGCUUUCUGGAAAACAAUACAUUUUUUAAGCUCCCCUACGAUCGUCACACUUUUUCUGUUACAAACUGACACCGGCCCCCCAUCAGAGAAGGGAAAAGUUGUGGCCCUCACAGGAAAAAGUUUGGGGA
Oncorhynchus nerka (sockeye salmon) is the source of this 1491-nucleotide messenger RNA. Its product is annotated as general transcription factor II-I repeat domain-containing protein 2-like. The coding region runs from base 65 to 979 and encodes 304 amino acids. The record is from RefSeq and is a predicted model, not a curated record. The transcript has 2 exons. Lineage: Eukaryota; Metazoa; Chordata; Actinopteri; Salmoniformes; Salmonidae.